UGAGAAACGAUCCGAACUCAAGUCACUGGACGUAGUCACAGAAAAUAUCAUUAAAGUGCAGGACAUAUCGAAGCAAUCGUGUGGAAAAAUCAGUAAAAACCUAAGAGAUUUUGUUAGUUUUUUACCGUUUUGUGACUAUUUUAUGUGCAGAAAAUGGUUUUUUGAGUGAAAAAAUUACAAAUAUUGCGGAAAAUUAUGUAGAAAAGACGGAAAAUGAGUCGAGUUGAACGGUGGUGAAAAAGUGAUAAAAAGUGUCUGUGUUCGUGAGGGGUGAAAACCGUAAAGAAAAUCACCGGGAAAUUCCUCCUUAAAUCCACCACAAGGACCUUUUUCAGCAUGCAAAUGCUCUCAUUGGAAAAUCUGGACAUUCAUGGACAUUUUAAUUGAAUCCUAUUGCAAAUGCAAUGAAAGUUUAAGUACGGGAAUCUCGAAGGAAAAGUCCAGCUAUGAAGUGGUGGAGUCUAAAGCCACCAGAUGGUGGGUUUCUUCGGCUGGUGUCUCUCCUGCUCACUGGACUCUUCAUGCUGACCCUCGUUGCAGCAACUGGGGCCAUGGAGAAGGAAAAAAGAAGCCAAAUAUAUCACAUGUCAUCAUUGUGCAAAAACCACUACCUCCGCCAGGUGUACAGGAAAAUCGACGGGGCUAUGCUCUGGUCACAAAAUGAACGAAAUCUCGACUGUAUCAUCACAUUUCAGACGGAUUCAAUCCUUCAAAGAUUUAUGCUGCGCUUCGAUAUGCUCCAGCUCGACUGCAAUGAUCACCUCUUUGUCUACGACAGUGCUCAUGCUGUAGGAAACCACAAGGCUGAUUUGACGUGUCGCAACACUAAACAGUCAGUUGGAGCAAUUUUCACACGCACCAAUUUCGUGACACUCAAGUAUGUCACAGAUAAUUGGGGAACAGACACAAAUGGUUUCAAAUUGGUCAUCACUGCCAUCAAAGAUCCAAAACAUUCCUGCAAAGACUUCCGAUGCACUCUGAGAGAGUUCUGUAUUCAUCCUGAUCUUGUGUGCGAUGGUGUUAAUAACUGUGCCGAUGGAUCAGAUGAGACCGUUGGAUCUCUGUGCCCAAUCAGUGAUCCCUACACAAUCCUCGGUCUAGAACUGACAUGGAUCGUUCUGGUGGCCGUGAGUGGCUUGCUCGUGAUCUGCGCCUGUUUCGUCGGUAUUGCCAUUUGCCUCUGCCGGCGUAACACUCGACCAGCCGGGAAUCAAUACGGCAACAGCGUGCAGUUGCACCCGACGAUCGAGUCCAAUGGAUCGUCAAAGUACAUGCCAGGAUCAACGUUGACCCGUGAGACAACAUCGCUGCCGCCGUCGGGAAACUGGCGUCACCCUGCGGGACCAUCAGGGUACCUCCGCAUACAACUCAACUUGCUGAUGGCCAUAGUCCGUCCCAUUUGCUGCCCGGCAAACUAAGGCAACUCGGCCAGCCCGAUCUGUCGCAGUCGGCCGUCGUCUCGGCCGCCCAGAAGGACGAAUGGUUCGUCUGAGGGCGACCUAGGACGCUCACUGGCCGGGCAUGUGUCCAAAUGAAGACUGUACGUAAUGGUCAUCACCGCGCAGGGUGUUCCGAGGGGGGUUUGUACCCUAAUCCCUCAUCAUCAUCAACAUUUCAUUCGCAUGGAAGACUCUUAUAAAUCCGUGUCUCCCUUUGCCAUGCCAAUCUUCCUCCGAAUUAUAACACUUUACUCAAUUGGCACGGAGUUUACUCAUCCCCUUGUCUCAUACAACAAAAAAAAACAACCAACAUUCCGAUGAAGGAUGUUAGAUGAAUUUUAAACUAGAAAAUUUCUUGGAGAGAAUCUCUCGACCAAUUUAAGAGGAAAAUUAUAUGACUUUUACUAGAGAGAAAGACAAAAUCUCUCCCAUUUAGAUGAAGAAAACAGAUGAAAACUAUAAUUCAACAUAGAAAUAAUGUAUUGGAGUAAUUUGUUGAAAGGUAGAAGAAGAAUUUUAAAACGAAAAUUUUAGGAGAAAUAAAACAUAUCUCUGAUGAAAGAUGAAACAAUAAUUUUUUCCUAUAUACAAAAAAUUUCAGGAGAAAAUUGCCAAUGAGGGGAUUGCUGAGGGACACCUUUCAGGGAAUUCUACCAAGUUUUCAGUGUAUAUAUAGCAAUUGAUGCUAUUAGACAAAAGUUUAGACUAUCUUGAGAAGUUUUUUAGAUUUUAUUUGCAAGAACUUUUAAUACCUUCAAAAACCUGAUAUUCUUCAAAAGGUUUUAUUGCGAUAGAAGAGUUGGAUUUAAUAAGAUAGACUUCCUCACAUACCUAUGCUAUCUAUAACGAAAAUUUCUUACAAUAAAAUUCUUAGAAAAAAAUUCCUCAGCAGAUUUUUUUUUAAUUUUUUUUCUUAAACUGCAGCUAUUUUCCUGUUCUUGGCAAAUUUCUUCUGAAGAAGUUUUUUCUAACCUUUAUACCCGCUUUCUAUAAACUGAAUCAAUUUUUGACGUCUUGUUUUUUCAUUCUUCACAACAUUAAACAAUAGUAAAAUUGAAGUUAAUUGAAAUAAUGAAAAGAAGUGGAUGAGAAAGUUCGAAUUUUUAAAAAGAAAAAAAAUAAAAGACAAAAUAAAGAAAAAAUGAGCGAAAGAAUUUGAGAAAAAAACAACCACGUUUGUUAUGAAUCAUGCGAUAAAACAAAUAUGCAAAGAUAUACUUGAAGAAGAAAAAAAUAUAUAUAAAUAAUAGUUAAGACAUGAUUUUUUAUACAAUUAACACCUAAUUACAAAUAUUGUAUUUAUAUAUUAGAAAAGUCAAAGGAGAACAUAUUGAAUUAUUGAAAUAAAUUAUAAUGAAAAUAUUUAGAGUGGACAGCAAGAUAAAAAAAAUGAUAAAUAAUAGAAAAUAUUUACUAAUAGAUUAUUAAUUAAGUAAUAUUGAUAACAAAACAAUUAUUAAUGGUGAAAUGAAAGAAAACAACAUAAUUUUUCUCAAAAAAAAAGGAAAUAGUUCUUUGUAUAUGUUAUAGGAAAAUUUAAUGAUAAAUUAUAGUGAAUAAUUCUCUUGGAGAAAUCAUCAUUAAACGUAUCAAUUGAAACAGAAAUCAAUUGUAGAUGUAUAAAAGGAAAAUACUAUGGUCGACAAUAUGUAAAGAAAUGAUUUGAAAGAAUUAAAACAAGAAGAUAAUCCAAAAAGAUAACACACAGCAAAGAAAGCAUUUCAAUAGAUUCCCGGAUCUCGAGGAAAAAAAAAUAUAGGAAAGAAAAGAAGAAUAAAGCGUGCAGUAGAAAUUCACUAAAAAAAAAAAUAAAUGGAUAGUCAAUAAAAAUUAUUAUUAUUGUCUUUAUAAUGAAACUUUAGAAUGGGAAAAAAAAACUCCAGAAUUUUCCUCACAAUUUUAAGAAAAUUUGCAUUAAAAAAAUGACCGAUGGAACAGUAAAUGAUUCUAGAACAAAAGACAAUACCUUUCUUAAUAAAAAACAAUUUCUGUUCAUCUUUUCUAUGCAAAAAGAAAAACUCUUAGAUGAAGGUUAAAUCUUGUAAAUUCAUGCACAAUUGUGUAAAGAAAAGAAUUGUGAUUAUUUUCAUAACAAAUCACGACCAUCAUUUAUCCGUAGAAUCACAUGAUUUUUUUUUAAAUCUCAAAAAAAAAAAAAACGCACAAAGCUCAUUUUGGACACUUUAUUCUAAUUUGCGCAUUUUGCUCUUUAACGGAAACCCAAGAAAAAUACCAUUUAGAACUGAAAUUGUUAGUAAACCAAAAAGAAAUCCUGUAAAAUUCUAAUAACACUAUUACGUAGUGAAGACAACAUGGAAUAAAUAAUCUCAUAAGAGACAAAUCAUGAUACAGAAAAAAAGACAUUAUAAUGUUAAGAAUGAAGAAAUAGUUAAAAUUAUCAUAUCUGGAUGAAGAUUACAGAAGAACUCUAUGGCUUUUGCUUUAUUGCUGGCAUUUCUCCAAUAAAUGUGUGAGAGGAAGUGAGUGAAGAAA
This is a messenger RNA of Phlebotomus papatasi, 3932 nucleotides long. RefSeq lists its product as uncharacterized. Gene Ontology annotation, molecular function: protein binding. The coding region runs from base 447 to 1418 and encodes 323 amino acids. The transcript has 6 exons. NCBI's taxonomy places the organism in Eukaryota, Metazoa, Arthropoda, Insecta, Diptera, Psychodidae. The record is from RefSeq and is a predicted model, not a curated record.